Tupaia belangeri chinensis (Chinese tree shrew) is the source of this 1722-nucleotide messenger RNA. Its product is annotated as transmembrane domain-containing protein TMIGD3. Gene Ontology annotation, cellular component: plasma membrane. Gene Ontology annotation, molecular function: G protein-coupled receptor activity. Lineage: Eukaryota; Metazoa; Chordata; Mammalia; Scandentia; Tupaiidae. Gene Ontology annotation, biological process: G protein-coupled receptor signaling pathway. The record is from RefSeq and is a predicted model, not a curated record.
GGGAAGGCAGGGGCCUUGGGCAUGUCUUUCUGGGGGAACUAAGAGUAGAAGCACUUUCAGAUUCAGCUCACAUCAAACUGUCCUCCAGGCUUCUGGGAGCAUGGGGAUAUGGGGCCCCCAAAGGGGCUGCAAAUGACCUUCCUGUGAUGGGCCUUUGCUAAGAAGUGGUUCCCAGAGAUCGUCUGACCAAGAAAGAGCAUGAAUGCGCAGGUUGUGAGUUUGAGUGUUGCAUGUGCACUUGUGGGAAGAUGACUGGCAAGAACUAGGCUGACUGGCCCAGACGGAUCCUGCUGGCUCCCCUGUCACCUGGGAGGCUUCUCUAGGAAAACAAGAUGCCCAUCAACAGCACUGCCUCGUCGUUGGCCAACAUUGCCUACAUCACUGUGGAGAUUGUCAUCGGGCUCUGUGCCAUCGUGGGCAAUGUCCUGGUCAUCUGGGUGGUCAAGCUGAACCCCAGCCUGCAGACUACCACCUUCUAUUUUAUCGUCUCCCUCGCCCUGGCUGACAUUGCUGUUGGAGUGUUGGUCAUGCCUUUGGCUGUUGUCAUCAGCCUGGGCAUCACAAUCCACUUCUACAGCUGCCUCUUCAUGACCUGCCUACUGCUGAUCUUCACCCACGCCUCCAUCAUGUCCUUGCUGGCCAUUGCUGUGGAUCGAUACCUGCGGGUUAAGCUCACUGUCAGAUCCAGGAUUCCUGAGAUCCCUGGCUAUAUCCUAUUCCAGUUGAAGUUUCCCUUCCUUGCAGACAUGGAGUUCUUCAUCCUGCUCUUAUUGGCUCUCUUUUCAGAUGCCAUGGUCAUGGAUGAAAAGGUCAAGGAAGGCUUUGUGCUGGACUCAGCUUCUGCCAUCUGCAAGUAUGACGCCUACUAUAAAGAUCACCCCAAAUACUGGUGCCGAGGCUAUUUCCGGGACUACUGCAACAUCAUUGCCUUCACCCCCAACAGUACUGAGCGUGUGACCAUGAGGGACACAGGAAACCAACUCAUUGUCACUAUGUCCUGCCUGACCAAGGAGGACACGGGCUGGUACUGGUGUGGCAUCCAGCGAGACUUUGCCAGGGAUCACAUGGACUUUACAGAACUGAUUGUGACUGACAAAAGAGGAGACUUCACUGAUAAUUUUUGGUCUGGGAAAGGCAACAAGAACAGAAGCUGCAGGACUUCCAAAGUUGUCCACAAGGCAGAUCGCUCCAGGAUGUCCAUCCUCAUCAUCUGCAUGCUGAUCACAGGUUUGGGAAUCAUCUCUAUCAUCAGUCAUUUGUCCAGAAGGAGGAGAAGUCAGAGGAAUAGACGGGUAGGCGACUCUUUGAAGCCCUUCUCACGUGUCCUGACUCCAAAGGAAAUGGCUUGUACUGAACAGAUGUGACUGAAGAUUUAGUUAAUAAAGUGAUGCUACAUUAGAACCACCAUGUCAACUGGCCCGUAUCUCGAGGACUGAUUCUGCAUUGGUUCUGAUCUCCCAGACAUUCUGAAGGACACACUCACCUUACCAGCAGUCAUUUGUUGCUCGGUUAUGGCAGGGGUAGUUACAGGAGCUCUGAUAGACCACAUCCUAGCAAGGCUGCAAUCAGAUAACAUCUCAAGCUCUUAGUUCUCAUAUGUUCAGUUAGCCAGAGUGAAGAAGUGCAGAAUCUGGGUUUGGGGGCAGGAAUCACAUGUAUUUUAUUUGUUAGCCAAUAAAUUCCUGACCGAUGUUGAGUGAACUCCAAGAUAUGACUACCUUC